Messenger RNA from Penicillium diatomitis, 801 nucleotides. Its product is annotated as MBL fold metallo-hydrolase. The transcript has a single exon. NCBI's taxonomy places the organism in Eukaryota, Fungi, Ascomycota, Eurotiomycetes, Eurotiales, Aspergillaceae. The record is from RefSeq and is a predicted model, not a curated record. Bases 1 to 801 code for a protein of 266 amino acids.
AUGUCUUCCACUUUCAAGAGUUCCUUCAGUGUCACACACAUCGGUACUGCCACUGCCAUAUUUGAAAUCGAUGGAAUAAACUUCCUGACCGACCCGUUUUUCUCCGCUGCCGGUACGACGUGGGAUAUGGGCGGUGGAGUUGUGCUCAAGAACACUGAGACGCCAUCUCUUGCUCUCGAGAACCUGCCCGCGAUCGACGCCAUACUUCUGAGCCACGAAGACCAUCCCGACAACCUAGAUGACCUAGGCCGCCGCCUCUUAGACGGCCGCCACGUGUUCACCACGAUGGACGGCGCACACAAGCUCGCCCCUCGCCCAGCCGUCCGAGGCAUGAAGCCCUGGCAGACCGAGUCCAUCGCACUCGGUGGCAGACCGUUUGAAAUCACCGCAACUCCAUGUCAGCAUCUGCCCGGCGGCGAAUGUACCGGGUUCAUCAUCACCUCGGAAGAGUUCGGCACUGCAGCGAAUGGCAAGCCGAAUGCUAUCUACUUCACUGGUGACACCGUAUACAUCGAUGAGCUUGCCAAGAUCCCGGAAAAGUUCCACGUUGUCUGUGCGGUGAUGAAUCUUGGCUCAGUGAUCGCUAGUGGCCCAGAAGGCCCCUUGCAGAUCACUAUGGAUGGCAAGCAGGCUGCUCAUCUUUUCCGCACGAUUGGAGCUGAAUGCCUUGUGCCAAUGCAUUAUGAGUCCUGGGGACAUUUCACCCAGAAUGGGAGAGAUUUGGCCGAGGCUUUUGAAGAGGAGGGCAUCGCGGAUAAAGUCUGCUGGCUGAGCCCUGGAAAGUCUGUCAAGGUGUUGUAG